Molecule: messenger RNA, 2507 nt
Organism: Amborella trichopoda
Lineage: Eukaryota; Viridiplantae; Streptophyta; Magnoliopsida; Amborellales; Amborellaceae
Product: subtilisin-like protease SBT3.9
Biological process (GO): proteolysis
Molecular function (GO): serine-type endopeptidase activity
Source: RefSeq, a predicted model, not a curated record
AUUAGUGAUCUUUUAUAACCCUAUUACCAUAUUUGUGGCCUAUAAAUAGUUGCAUCAACCUCUCUUGUACAAUAAGCAAAUGAACACGCACACGCACACCAAGAUGGGAUUCUUUCAACUUCUAUUGCUCUCUCUUCUUGUACCACAGAUUCCUAAGCUGUGUGUGGGAGAAGCAAGCAAUGUGCGCAUUGUCUAUUUGGGAGCGAAGCACCAUGAAGAUCCCGACGUUGUCCGGGACUUGCACCAUGACAUACUCACGAAACUGCACGGGAGUGCUGAAGCAGCUCGGGAGUCAAUGGUGUAUAGCUACAGAUAUGGCUUUUCAGGCUUUGCUGCAAAGCUAACAGAAAAUCAAGCAAAGAUCCUUUCAGGCUUUGAGGGUGUGGUACGUGUGCUACCAAACCGCAUGUACAAGCUACAUACAACUAGAAGCUGGGACUUCCUUGGCCUCAACCCUAAGUUACCCUCAACCCUUCUACGCAAGGCCAACUCCGGUGACGGGGUUAUUGUAGGCGUCAUUGACUCAGGAGUCUGGCCUGAGUCAGAGAGCUUCAAUGACAAGGGCAUGGGUCCAAUCCCACGCCGAUGGAAGGGAAUCUGCCAACCAGGCAAGCAAUUCAAUUCAUCAAAUUGUAAUCGCAAGCUCAUUGGUGCCCGUUGGUUCGUUAAAGGGCUAGAAGCCCAGCUAGGAGCACCCCUGUCCAAUGUUCCUGGCGAGAUAUUGUCUGCUCGUGAUUCUGUAGACCACGGCACGCACACUGCCUCCACUGCAGUGGGCUCUCCAGUAACAUCGGCUACGUUUCGUGGGCUGGCGGUUGGGACGGCCCGGGGUGGUGCACCGCUUGCUCGGCUUGCUGUGUACAAGACUGCCUGGUUGGGUGGGUCUGUUAGUGCUGCUGACAUGCUGAAGGCCUUUGACUAUGCAAUCCAUGAUGGGGUUGAUGUCCUAUCUCUUUCCCUCGGUGUCAGCCUACCACUUUACUCUUAUGUGGAUGAAGGUCCCGAUGGCAUAAUGAUUGGUGCAUUCCAUGCCAUGGCUCGGGGAAUCACGGUUGUAUGUUCAGGGGGAAAUAGUGGCCCUGAACCUCAAACAGUAGAGGACGCUGCACCUUGGAUCUUAACAGUCGCUGCUAGCACCAUUGAUCGUACAUUCCCCACUGCCAUCACUUUGGGGAACAAUCAUACAUUCUUGGGUCAGGCCAUGAAUACUGAGAAAAAAUCGGAAGCAUUUGUUGGGUUGGUCGACUCGAAGAGCCUUUCUACAAAUGAUAGCGUUGAAGAUGAGGCCAGAAAAUGCUUGAGUGGAUAUCUAAGGCGUGGGUCGGCUACAGGGAAGGUUGUUCUCUGUUUCACAUCUAUGAAUGAUCAAGCGGCCCAAGCAGUUGCUUCAGCAGGGGGAAUAGGUGUCAUCUUUGUGCAAUCAUCAGAUACGAUCUUAUCUCCAUGCAAACCCAUCCCAUGCACUGAAGUAGAUUACCAAGUUGGCACACAAAUACUUUUUUACAUUCAAACUUCUAGUGGCAUGCAGUUCUCCUGUGGUGAAGAUAAGUCAUUCAAAGACGUUAGUGGGGAGCAUAAAAUCACCCAAAGUGGCCACCUUUUCCUCGCGAGGACCCAAUUCCUUAUCUCCAGCCAUUUUAAAGAUAUAGCUGCCCCUGGUGUCAACAUUUUGGCUGCGGUGCCAUCGCCUGACUCAACAAGCGACAAGUUUAUGUUCAUGUCGGGAACCUCUAUGGCAUGCCCCCAUGUAGCCGGCAUAGUCGCUUUGCUCAUGUCUAUCCAUCCCGAUUGGUCUCCUGCUGCAAUAAAAUCUGCUCUUGUCACCACUGCAUCAACAAUGGACAAAAAUGAAGAGCCAAUGCUAGCAGAAGGAUAUCCCCGCAAGGUGGCCGAUCCCUUCGACUAUGGUGGUGGCCAUGUAAACCCUAACCAAGCUGCAGAUCCCGGUCUCAUUUACGACAUGGAUAUUUCUGACUAUAUCCUCUUCUUCUGUGCCAUGGGCUACAACAAUUCUGCCAUCUCACUCGUCACCUCGAAAACAAUCUCUUGCCCUAAGGACCCCCCAUCAAUACCAAAUAUGAACCUACCCUCUAUUGUAAUUCCUGAACUUAAAACUUCAGUGACCAUUGCAAGAAAGGUUACCAAUGUGGGUAAGGUCCACUCAGUCUACAAAGCUAUGGUUGAGUCUCCUACUGGUGUGAAAGUGGUAGUGGAACCUAAAGUGUUAUACUUCAAUGAAGCAACCAUAGUGCUUCCUUUCAAGGUGACCUUCACAGUGGUACACCAGAUGCAAGGGGACUAUACCUUCGGGAGCUUGAUUUGGAGUGAUGGUGAGCACUUUGUUCGUAGCCCGAUUGCUGUACGCAGGGUGAUUUAUGACUCCUAUGCAGAUAUAUAUUGAACCUGCAUUCUAAACUAUGUGUUACCUUAAAUAAGAUGUACCUCAAAGAUCUAUUGAAAAAAGUUGUAUGAAUAUAUGAAUAAAAAGGCUUUUGGUCUUUAAAAUA